This is a messenger RNA of Euleptes europaea (tarantolino), 1033 nucleotides long. It is a transcript of the gene MUL1, whose product is annotated as mitochondrial E3 ubiquitin protein ligase 1. The coding region runs from base 1 to 1023 and encodes 340 amino acids. The transcript is spliced from 4 exons. Gene Ontology annotation, molecular function: ubiquitin-protein transferase activity. Gene Ontology annotation, cellular component: mitochondrion. NCBI's taxonomy places the organism in Eukaryota, Metazoa, Chordata, Lepidosauria, Squamata, Sphaerodactylidae. Gene Ontology annotation, biological process: organelle organization; protein ubiquitination. The record is from RefSeq and is a predicted model, not a curated record.
AUGGAUGCAGGUGGACGCCCUUCGACUGGUCAAGUCAUUCUCCUGGCUACCAGCUCAGCUGUCACAGCAAUUUUGUAUGCCAUUUACAGACAAAAGUCAAAAGUUGUUCACAGCCUGAAGGGAGCCAAAAAGGUCACCCUAGACCAGGACCUGAAAAGUAUUCUUAUGGAAGCUCCUGGAAAGUGUGUCCCUUAUGCAGUAAUAGAAGGUGUCGUGCGCUCCGUUAAGGAAACCCUCAACAGCCAGUUUGUGGAGAACUGCAAGGGAGUGGUUCAGCGGCUGACGUUGCAGGAGCAUAAGAUGGUGUGGAACCGGACCACCCACCUCUGGAAUGAUUACGAAAAGAUCAUUCACCAGCGGACAAACAUGGUGGCCUUUGACUUGGUGCCCCAGGAAGGCGGAACCGACGUUGCCGUGAGGGUGUCGAAGCCCCUGGACGCCACCGAACUCAGCUUGGAGACGGUUUACGAGAAAUUCCACCCCUCCGUGCAGUCCUUCACAGAUGUGAUCGGCCAUUACAUCAGCGGGGAGCGCCCCAAAGGCAUCCAGGAGACCGAAGAGAUGCUGAAGGUGGGGGCCAUGCUCACUGGCGUGGGGGAGUUGGUCUUGGACAAUCACGCCCUCAAGCUGCAGCCCCCCAAGCAGGGGAUGCGGUACUACUUGAGCAGUCAGGAUUUCGACUCCUUGCUCCAGAAGCAAGAAUCCAGCGUCCGGCUCUGGAAAAACCUGGCAGUGGUUUUCGGCUUUGCCACCUGCGCCCUGUUCCUCUUCUUCCUGCACAGGCUGUACCGCCGCCACCGGGAGAAGCAGCGCCUGCGGCAGAUGAGCGAGAUGAGCGCGGCAGGGGGUGACGCAGCGAGCAACCCUUGCGUCGUCUGCCUGAGCAACACCCGGUCUUGUGUCUUCCUGGAGUGCGGGCACGUGUGCUCAUGCGACAAGUGCUACCAAGCGCUCCCCAGGCCCCCCAAGUGCCCCAUUUGUAGACAAGAAAUCACACGAGUUGUGCCACUGUAUAACAGCUGAACGCUGCCAU